Messenger RNA from Chrysoperla carnea, 486 nucleotides. RefSeq names its product UDP-N-acetylglucosamine transferase subunit ALG14 homolog (gene Alg14). The record is from RefSeq and is a predicted model, not a curated record. Lineage: Eukaryota; Metazoa; Arthropoda; Insecta; Neuroptera; Chrysopidae. Gene Ontology annotation, biological process: dolichol-linked oligosaccharide biosynthetic process. The transcript has 2 exons. The annotation marks the transcript as partial. Gene Ontology annotation, cellular component: UDP-N-acetylglucosamine transferase complex.
AAGAAUAAAAAAAUAAAAACAUUAGUAUGUUUAGGUAGUGGUGGACAUACAAGUGAAAUGUUACAAAUCAUAGAAAUAUUAGAUAAAAAUAAAUAUGAACCAAUAAUAUAUAUGUUAGCGGAUACAGAUCAAACAAGUUUAAAUAAAAUAAAUCAAUUAAAUUUAAUUAAUAAUAAUAAUUAUUAUUUAAUACCACGUAGUCGUCAAGUACAUCAAUCAUAUUUAACAAGUGUAUUUAGUACAAUUCAAUCAUUAAUAUAUGUUUUAUAUUUAUUAAUAUUUAAAAUAAAUCAAUUAAAUUUAAUUAUAUGUAAUGGUCCUGGUACAUGUGUACCAAUCAUUUUAACUAGUUUUAUUUUAUAUAAAUUAAUGUAUUUAAAUAAUAAUUGUAAAUUAAUUUAUAUUGAAUCAAUAUGUAGACAACAUACAUUAUCAAUAACUGGUCUAAUAUUAUUUUAUUUUGUUGAUUUAUUUGUGAUUACAUAA